Molecule: messenger RNA, 2231 nt
Organism: Cynara cardunculus var. scolymus (artichoke)
Lineage: Eukaryota; Viridiplantae; Streptophyta; Magnoliopsida; Asterales; Asteraceae
Product: metal-nicotianamine transporter YSL3-like
Exons: 8
Coding region: 74-2059 (661 amino acids)
Biological process (GO): seed development; response to iron ion
Cellular component (GO): plasma membrane
Molecular function (GO): oligopeptide transmembrane transporter activity; iron-nicotianamine transmembrane transporter activity
Source: RefSeq, a predicted model, not a curated record
CCAGUUGACUUGAUUUUUAACCUCACUCUAUCCUUUAUCCUUUCCUCCAUUGAAGAAAAGAGAAAUUGCAGAAAUGAAGGAGACUGGAGAGAUUGAAAGAGAUGGGGAGGAGAUCGAGAAGAAAGAUGAUGAUCAUGAUCACCUUCAAGUUUCAAAGAGGCUGCAACCAUGGACAAAACAGAUCACAAUUCGAGGAGUUAUUGCAAGCAUUAUUUUAGGGAGCAUUUACACUGUUAUAGCCAUGAAAUUGAAUCUCACAACUGGGAUGACUCCUAAUCUGAAUGUCUCAGCUGCACUUCUUGGUUUUGUGUACAUGAAAACUUGGACGAAGAUUCUUCAGAAAUCUGGGAUUUCCACCGUUCCCUUUACCAGGCACGAGAACACGAUGAUUCAGACAUGUUCAGUUGCUUCUUACACCAUUGCCAUCGGAGGUGGAUUUGGGUCUUACUUAUUGGCUCUGAACAAGAAGACAUAUGAGAUGGCAGGAGGUGCAAAUUCUCCAGGGACAUACAAAGAACUUCGUAUUGGUUGGAUGACGGGUUACUCUUUCUUAAUCUGUUUUGCUGGUCUUUUUGUACUGAUUCCACUUCGAAAGAUCUUGAUUGUUGACUAUAAGCUAAUAUUCCCAAGUGGCAUGGCCACAGCUGUUCUUAUCAAUGGAUUUCAUAGUCAGGGAGACGUGAUGGCAAAGAAGCAAAUCAAGGGGUUUGCCAAGUUCUUUUCAGUCAGUUUCUUGUGGGCAAUCUUUCAGUGGUUUUUCACUGGAAAAGGAGAAUGUGGAUUUGCUCAAUUCCCUACUUUCGGAUUGGAAGCUUAUAAGAACACAUUUUACUUUGAUUUUAGCAUGACGUAUGUGGGAACUGGGAUGAUUUGCCCUCACAUUGUGAGCUUUUCUUUGCUGUUUGGAGCUGUGAUAUCAUGGGGUAUAAUGUGGCCACUUAUUGAAAAACAGAAGGGAGAAUGGUUCCCUUCUAAUGUGCCAGCAAGCAGUAUGGAAAGUCUCAAUGGUUACAAGGUUUUUAUCUCAAUUGCUCUCCUCCUUGGUGAUGGACUCUACAACUUCAUCAAGAUACUAUAUUUCACAUAUGCAAGUAUCUAUGGAAGAUUGAAAAGGGAAAACCUUAAUUUAGCUAUAGGUGGCAAGAACGAAGUUACAGAGGAGGAACGACAACAAAAUGAAGUUUUCAUCCGAGAAGCCAUACCCAUGUGGGUUGGAAUGGUUGGAUACACUUCAUUCGCCAUUCUCAAUGCGUUUGUGAUACCCUUGAUAUUUCUGGAGGUUAAAUGGUACUACGUGAUUAUAGCCUACAUUAUUGCUCCAUCGUUAGCCUUCUGCAACGCUUAUGGAACCGGGUUGACAGACUGGGACAUGGCCUAUAAUUACGGGAAAAUUGGGCUCUUUAUGAUGGCGGCAUUGGCCGGAAAACACCAUGGAGUGGUGGCUGGAUUGGUUGGUUGUGGGCUUAUUAAGUCGGUUCUCUAUGUUUCUAGCACAUUGAUGCACGACCUGAAAACCGGCCAUCUCACACUAACUUCACCUAGAACAAUGCUUAUCAGCCAAGCCAUUGGCACUGCCAUAGGCUGUAUCGUAUCACCUCUCACUCUCUCUCUAUUCCUCAAAGCGUUCGAUGUAGGUAACCCUGAUGGAGAAUAUAAAGCACCUUUCGCAAUAGUCUUUAGAAACAUGGCGAUUAUUGGGGUUCAGGGUUUUUCCGCUUUGCCAAAGCAUUGCUUAGAUCUAUGCUACGGAUUCUUUGCAUUUGCCGUGGGAAUCAACAUAGUGAAAGAUCUGUUGCCAACGAAGAUAGGGAAAUGGAUGCCGUUGCCUAUAUGCAUGGCCGUGCCUUUCUUGGUUGGUGGGUAUUUCAGUAUUGAUAUGUGUGUCGGAAGCUUGGUUGUGUUGGUAUGGCAAAAACUCGAUGUCAAGAAGGCCGAGUUGAUGGCUACCUCAGUGGCUUCGGGUUUGAUCUGUGGCGAAGGUUUGUGGAUCCUUCCGGCCGCGGUUCUUUCUUUGGCAAGAAUAAAGCCUCCUAUAUGUAUGAAGUUUUUGAGUUCUUAAAGGGAACCAUGUCUAUGAGAUCAACUGUGGUAUAUGUAUGCAGAACUGCAAGGUGAGUGAUUACUGAGAAAUCACAGAUACUCCUAUAUUUACAUUAUAGACCUUCAUCUUUUCCCCUUUUACAUUCACAACUAAUUUUAAUUGUGUUAUGAUAAUAAUAAGGUUUUUAAUC